This is a messenger RNA of Epinephelus lanceolatus (giant grouper), 1664 nucleotides long. RefSeq names its product synapse differentiation inducing 1-like (gene syndig1l). Lineage: Eukaryota; Metazoa; Chordata; Actinopteri; Perciformes; Serranidae. Gene Ontology annotation, cellular component: membrane; intracellular membrane-bounded organelle. The record is from RefSeq and is a predicted model, not a curated record.
CAUGCAGAGAGGGUGGACGCUGUUUUCCGUCUGUGCGCGCAUCGCAAAGCGCAUCGGACUCUCCUCCUCUCUCCAGCCGCGCCUGCCUCUCUGAACUGAACCUCCCCGCGCCAGGAGGACUCAUCUCUCUUCCUCCCUUCCUCACACACACAGAAGCUGUUUUAACUUUCAGAAGGCGACAACAUCUCAGUGUGCUCUCAAGGUAAACGCUUUGUUGUGGAGGGAGACCUUCGUAUUUAUAGAGGAGAGAGAUUACGAGACUGUGACGGCGCGGCGGGUUUUUCUCCUCUCUUUGCCGAGCGGAGACCUGUUCAGCCCGAAAUGAUUGGCUGUUUCUUCCAAUGAGAAAGUCUGAGAAAUGUGUUUUUCCCCGGGCGACACCGUCAGCAUCCCAGCCAGAAUGUACGGGCGGAAACAAGCGAGCGUUUGCAUCCUCCAAACAAUAUUUGGAUUGUCCAGAACUCAAAGAUCUCAGAGUGCUGAAUGCUGAAUGCCAUUAACACCUUCACUGACAUCGACAACGCACGCCAUUAAGGAGUCUCACUUCACUUGUUACUUUCCCGUCUCCUUGCAAGAGCUAACGUUGCUGAGAAACUCCACCCGCUCGCCCUUUGACCCCUGCUGCUAUGGAGAACCUCAGUGAGCUCCAGAACCCGUUGUUGGACAAAAACAGUAAGCACAUGGUCAACGGUUACGGGGGCGACUUCCCUAAUAACCAGUACCAGGAGAACAUUAUUAACUACUUUGCUGGCGGAGGAGGUGGAGGCGAGGGAGGAGGAAAGGUGAAUAACGGCAACGUAGUGAGCAAUACCAACGGGAAGAUGAAAUCCCAGCAGCUUUUGGAUGCCACCUCGCUGCAUCUGGCGGUAGAGGCGUUCUACAGGCCCAACUUCAUCCUGUACAAGGAGGAUAGCGGCAGCAUCAAGGCUAAGGAAUACAAAAGCGAGUGCUGUGAGACCACGUUCACAGAGAAGAAGGCCAAGGAGGCGUCCAACACGGUGGGGGCGGACACGCCUGGCACCGAGGAUCCCCAGGCGAAGCUGCUGGAAGACGGCGAGCACAUUAAGAUCCAAACUGUCUCCUAUGAAGUUGAGGAGGAGGAGUACGUGGAGUACGAGACGGACUGCUCCAGCGACAGUGAGAGCGAGGACAACUUCAUUGUCGUCCCUCCACGAGACCACCUGGGCCUGGCCAUCUUCUCCAUGCUCUGCUGUUUCUGGCCUCUGGGGAUCGCAGCAUUUUACUUCUCACAGGGGACCACCAAGGCAGUGAACAAAGGUGACUUCCCACUGGCCAACAUCGCCUCCAGACGUGCUUUGUUCCUCGCUGCCCUCUCCAUCACUAUAGGCACCGGCGUGUACGUGGGGGUGGUGGUAGCUCUCAUCGCCUACCUUUCUAAACCAGGACACAUAUAGCAGCCGCACCUUCCCUCCGACACACCUCCAGGGAGCCCAGGAAGAGAACAACUCCCCCCCUCAUGGGAACGCCAUCGCUCCUGCAGACUUCGAGGAAAAGUUUUUCGGGGAUGUACAGUUUUUUCCCUCCGCCUUCCUUUCUUCCCAGCUUUCUCUCCCUACAGGCCCUCUGUCAGCCAAGAUUAGCCACAGUGACUGGAGAGAGGUCAAGCUGGAGGGUGAGAAGAGGGGGAAUUGGGGAUGGACAAA